This is a messenger RNA of Sturnus vulgaris (Common starling), 514 nucleotides long. RefSeq names its product nucleophosmin/nucleoplasmin 2 (gene NPM2). Gene Ontology annotation, molecular function: chromatin binding; RNA binding; histone binding. Gene Ontology annotation, cellular component: nucleolus; cytoplasm; nucleoplasm. The record is from RefSeq and is a predicted model, not a curated record. Lineage: Eukaryota; Metazoa; Chordata; Aves; Passeriformes; Sturnidae. Gene Ontology annotation, biological process: chromatin remodeling; positive regulation of DNA replication.
CGACCCCCGAGCCAUGUCCUUCACAGACAGCAGCGACAGCCGCGAUGAGAGACCCGUGUCCAUCCUUUGGGGGUGCGAGCUGAGCAGCGACAGGAGCUCCUACACCUUCCAGGUGCCCGAGGACUGGCACUGCGAGCAGCAGCUGGUCCUGCGCACGAUCUGCCUGGGGGAGACGGCCCGGGAUGAAUUCCACGUGGUGGAGGUGGUGACCGAGGACAGCGACAGCCGCACCCCGGUGCCCCUGGCCACGCUCAAACCCUCGGUGCUGCCCACGGCCACGCUGGCCGGAGUGGAGCUGAACCCCCCCGUGACUUUCCGCCUGCGAGCCGGCUCCGGGCCUGUCUAUAUCAGCGGCCAGCACGUGUCCAUGAUGAUCCUGAGCUCGGAUGAUGAUGAGGAGGAGGAGGAAGAGGAAGAAAUAGAAGAGGCCCCCAAGAAACCCCCCAAGGGUUCGAGCGCCCAGAAGAGCAGCACUGCCAAGAAAAGGAAGCUGGAAAAAGAGGAUGAGCUGUGA